CACGGCCCCCUUGAUGCUGCUGCUGCACGGCUUCCCCCAAAACUGGUUCUGCUGGCGUCACCAACUGCUGGAGUUCAGCACCCGGUACCGGGUGGUGGCCCUGGACAUGCGAGGCUACGGAGCGUCCGAGAAGCCACCGGGCAAGGAGAGCUACCGGCCCGAGGUCCUCCUUGAGGAUAUCCGCGAGGUCAUCGAGGUGCUGGGGACACCCGAGGGCCACACGGGUGCCACCGCCAGGCACCCCAAGUGCAUCCUGGUGGGGCACGACUGGGGCGGCGUCUUGGCCUGGGAGCUGGCCGCCGGCCACCCCGAGCUGGUGGAGAAGUUGGUGGUCAUCAACGCGAGUCACCGCGCCGUCAUGGCCAGGUUCAGCGCCUGGCACCCAUCGCAGCUCUUCCGCUCCAGCUACAUGUUCCUCUUCCAGCUGCCCCUGCUGCCGGAGCUGCUCCUCUCCAUGGCCGACUUCGAGCUCCUGAAGACUUCCCUGAACCCGGGGCGGCGGCUGACAGAGCCUGAGCUCGAGGCCUACCUCUACAGCCUCUCGCAGCCCGGGGGGCUCACACCCCCCAUCAACUACUACCGCAACAUCUUUGGGUAGGUGGCACCUCCCCGGGGGA
Messenger RNA from Oxyura jamaicensis (ruddy duck), 617 nucleotides. RefSeq names its product epoxide hydrolase 3-like. The coding region runs from base 14 to 598 and encodes 194 amino acids. The transcript is spliced from 4 exons. Lineage: Eukaryota; Metazoa; Chordata; Aves; Anseriformes; Anatidae. Gene Ontology annotation, molecular function: hydrolase activity. The record is from RefSeq and is a predicted model, not a curated record.